Molecule: messenger RNA, 761 nt
Organism: Rubroshorea leprosula
Lineage: Eukaryota; Viridiplantae; Streptophyta; Magnoliopsida; Malvales; Dipterocarpaceae
Source: the annotation of a GenBank genome assembly
GGAAACCAAACAGCUGGCAAGCACCAUGGCAGAAGUACUCACAGAGGAACAGAUUGUUGAGUUUAAGGAAGCCUUUUGUCUCUUUGACAAAGAUGGAGAUGGUUGUAUUACCUUGGAAGAAUUGGCGACGGUGAUCCGGUCGCUGGAUCAAAAUCCGUCGGAGGAGGAGCUUCAGGACAUGAUAAGUGAAGCCGACGCCGAUGGAAAUGGUACCAUAGAGUUUGCAGAGUUCUUGAACUUAAUGGCCAAGAAGAUAAAGGAAACUGAUGCAGAGGAGGAACUCAAAGAAGCUUUCAAAGUAUUUGAUAAGGAUCAAAAUGGUUACAUCUCGGCAAAUGAGUUGAGGCACGUCAUGAUCAAUCUGGGAGAGAAACUGACCGACGAAGAGGUGGACCAGAUGAUCAAGGAGGCCGACCUGGACGGCGACGGCCAGGUGGACUACGAGGAGUUUGUGAAGAUGAUGACGAACAUAAGUUGAAGAAUUAAGCCUCGGUCUAAUUUCAUUAUAGUUAUACAAUUAAUUGUAGAGAAAAGUGAAAAUCAUAAUGUCUUAAUAUUUAAAAUGUUAGGAUUGUUCGUGAAAUUGUUUAAAUAUUUUUAAUGAAUCUUUUUUAUAUAUUGAUUCGUUAAAAACAUUUAAAUUUUUUCAUUAUCAUUCCUUAUAUUUUAAUUAUUAAGACAUUUUGAUUUUCUAUAAUCUGUUAAUUGUAUUCAUUUGUUUUUGUUUUUGUCUUUGGCAAAAAUAAGCUCUGUGGCCGUCU